Molecule: messenger RNA, 828 nt
Organism: Rhopilema esculentum
Lineage: Eukaryota; Metazoa; Cnidaria; Scyphozoa; Rhizostomeae; Rhizostomatidae
Cellular component (GO): myosin II complex
Molecular function (GO): calcium ion binding
Source: RefSeq, a predicted model, not a curated record
AGCAAGACAAGGGCAUUUCAUCCAAUUUGAGCUCGACCUGUCAAUUCUUCGUUUACUCGAAAGCUUCGAUCAAGGAAUUCUUUCAUUUGAAUAACAAUAUAGACUAUUGAAAAGCGGAAUUCUGAUAGUUUUCGUUGGCAUUCGAGUUGGUUUUACUGUUGUCUUGCAUCGGUCCAUAAAAGAUUUUGGGCGUAAACACAGGGCUGAGACGUGCUAAAGAAAUGGCUUCUACAUCAAAAACAGACUGGGCUACCAAACUGACAAGCGAGCAACUUGAAGAGUUCAAGGAGCAUUUUGAAAUGUUUGAUAAAGAUGGCGAUGGUACAAUUACAACAAACGAACUUGGUACAGUAAUGAGAAAUCUUGGUCAGAAUCCUAGCCAGGACGACUUGAAACAGAUGAUCAGUGAAGUGGACGAAGAUGGAACUGGAGAUAUCGACUUUGACGAAUUUUGUACGUUGAUGGCACGUAUGAUGGGACUUGACGGUAUGGAUGAGGAGCCCGAGGCUGAAGAGAGUCACAAAGAGGCUUUUAAACUCCUUGAUCAAAGGGGAACUGGACAAAUAAGUUCCACGCAUUUCAAGGAAAUACUUGGGAGUAUUUCGGAGAAACUGUCGCAGUCAGAAAUUAACCAGAUAAUAGAGGAGAUUGACCCCGAUCACGAUGGAAAAAUCAACUUUUCGGAUUUCUGCAAGACGCUGGUCUUUUAGAGCUGCUGUUGCAAAUCAGGCAUUAUUUAAGGAACUCUUUACUAUUUUCUUUAGUUUACUUAUGUAACUAUAUCAUUACGACUUUUUAUCCUGCAUUUGAAUGUAUCAUUUUUCAGUA